CUGUUAGCAACGAAUGAGAAUAAGGGAAAUGUGAUAGUUGUAUGAGACAUGAGACAUGAGACAUGAGACAUGAGACAUGAGACAUGCAGCUUGUGUCUUAAAAUGAGUCUAUCCACUCCAACACAAAUGAGAAAGGAAAAAGUUGCCCCACCCACCCCCAUGGACACCAAAAGAAGAAGCAAGAGCAACCCUUCCGCUUCACCUGAAUUCGAGUUCUGGAUGGUUCGAAACCCCUCUUUCCCCCAACCCAACAUUCUCUCCGCCGAUCAACUCAUUGUCAACGGGGUCCUCCUUCCCCUCCACCUCGUCAACAAACCCCACCCAUCCCCAUCCCCAUCCACAACCACAACCACCACCUCCAAGCGCUGGAAGGACAUUUUCAGAAAGAAAAACGAGGCCCAGGAGAAGAAGAAAGAGAAAGAGAAAAAAGGCAGCGUCGGCACAGGCGCUUCACCGGAGCUCAACAUCAACAUCAACCUAUGGCCCUUCUCCCGGAGCAGGUCAGCGGGUACCCACCCCAAAGUAGCCCCCCCGUCCACCCGGAAAGCGAACAGCGCGCCAUGCUCGCGGAGCAAUUCGGCCAGGAAGUGGCCCAGCAGUCCGGGCCGCCCCGGAGUCCAUCUAGGAAGGAGCAGCCCAGUUUGGCAGGUCCGGCGUCCCAAGAAUCCUGAAGCUGAAAAGCCCAAGCGGCGGAGCCCCAAAAGUAGGGUUCUGAAUUUGAAUGUUCCGAUGUGCAUGGGUUACAAACAUCACUUCAGCUGCAGAAGCCCGGUUGAAGGAGCUGGAGGUAUUAGAGCUUUUAACCUGCGCACCCUCUUCACCAAGAAAACCGUUCUAACCUCUCACUAGUCUCAUUUUAAUAACUACCCUAAAUACUUAGUAUCCUAUGCUUUUUAAUCUUGUAAAGAAAUCUACCACUCUCUGCGCUAGAUUGCUUAAUGUCACAGCCUCCUCUUUCUCUA
Molecule: messenger RNA, 962 nt
Organism: Cajanus cajan (pigeon pea)
Lineage: Eukaryota; Viridiplantae; Streptophyta; Magnoliopsida; Fabales; Fabaceae
Source: RefSeq, a predicted model, not a curated record